Molecule: messenger RNA, 2825 nt
Organism: Sclerotinia trifoliorum
Lineage: Eukaryota; Fungi; Ascomycota; Leotiomycetes; Helotiales; Sclerotiniaceae
Source: the annotation of a GenBank genome assembly
AAACUAGCAUAUCUACGUCAUAAACUAUUUCUGGAUGCGAGGCUCACCCAACAUAAUUUAACAUAUUCUCCCCACACUUUUCCAUAAUACUUCAUACUAUAGCCAUACUUCAUUCGCAUACGAGACACGAAAAACCCCAUUCUUAAUGCACAUAUAUGCAAGGCGAUACAUAGAAUAGCUGUCUUCUCCUGAAAACACAGCCAAUUAUUCGACAACAACUCAAAGAUGGCGGAUCUCCGCCACAACACAGAUGGUCCAUCACCACUUUCCGCAGAAGGCUACGAUGAAUCGCUCCUUCCCGAUUUCCACCGUGAAUUCAUUUCUGAAGAACACCUCCAAGAAUUUGCCAAUGCGCUGAGCGCACCAGAUCCAACUCCUAGUUCAGAUGAUCUGUCAGUAUAUUCGCAAGCUCAGAGCCCGAGAGAACCAUCCACACCACAUCGCAGCAGUAUAGAUAUACGGAGAAAUAGCAAAGUUACACUUGGGAGUGGGUCAAAUACACCAGGGAUAGGGAAGUUUGUUUAUUACUGCCCAGAAUGAUUGGGCUCCGGUGAAUCCUACGAGGUUAGGCGGGAGGGGGAAAAGGAAAGGAGAGAAGAGGAAGGCGGGUAGAAAAUCGAGAAGAAGUAAAGACGAGACGAGAGAAGGAUAUCUUUAUUCGAUUUUGAAAUGGCCAUUACUGGGAGUGGUUUUUAUGUGGAUUGGGGGGCUAGGAUUAUCAUAUUUGGUGACGAGAUUGUAUAUUUGGACAUAUGAGCAUUUCAUUGCGGUAAGUGGUUUUGUGACUCGAGUGCUUAUGCAGAGAUAGAGAAAUGUUGUGGGAUGGCGGCAUUUUAUCUCGAGUUUUGGGCCUUUACUUACAAAUUCAUGUACUAAUUACCCAGUUUUACAGUGGAGGGGCAAACGAAAUCAAUUGCGAAAACGACUGCACAGCACCACGAACUACGGCGAUUGGGUCAAAGAAGCACAAGAACUGGAUACAUAUCUAGGAAAUGAUAAGUGGAAAGCUGAGGCUGAAUACGCAUACUAUGAUUCCAAGACAGUACGGAGAGUUUUGGAACAGAUUCGAAAGUGCAGACGGAGAAUUGAACAAGAGGAUGGAGCAGGAAAGUCAUCUAACGGAAGUGCUGCGACAAAAGCCAAAGCAGUUGAGGAACUGAAAGCAUUAAUCGAGGCAUGCGUAAAGAAUAAUUUUGUGGGAGUAGAAAAUUCAAGAUUAUACUCUCAAACUUAUUACGGAACGAAGAAUUUGGUACAGAAUUUCGUUGAUGAAGGUAGAUUGAAGUUUUGCGCCCCUUCAUCAAAAAAUCAACUGACGAAACGAUUUAGUCGAGAGAGGUGUUUCAAUUCUGGCAAAAUCUGAUCUACUCCAAGAUGAAGAAAAGCGUACACUCUUCAAACGGAUGCACACAAAUUAUGGUCGCACGGCACUUUGUCUGUCUGGCGGGGCAUCUUUUGCUUACUACCAUUUUGGAGUUAUUAAAGCAUUGUUAGAUGCGAACCUUUUGCCGGAAGUGAUAACAGGAACUUCAGGGGGUGCUCUGGUAGCUGCUUUAGUCGCCACAAGAACCAACGAUGAAUUAAAGGCGUUGCUUGUCCCCGCUCUAGCUGGUCGAAUCAAUGCCUGCUCGGAACCAUUCACUACUUGGGUGCCUAGAUGGUGGAAAUCAGGAGCUAGAUUCGACUCUGUAGAAUGGGCUCGACGAUGCAGUUGGUUUACGCGAGGUAGCAUGACUUUCCGUGAAGCAUACGAACGAACUGGACGAAUUCUUAAUGUGUCAUGCGUUCCUGCUGAUCCUCAUAGUCCUACCAUAUUGACCAAUUAUCUGACAAGUCCUGACUGUGUUAUAUGGUCAGCAGUUCUAGCUUCAGCAGCUGUUCCUGGCAUUUUGAACCCGGUAGUUCUUAUGAUGAAGCAACGAGAUGGUACUCUUGCACCAUACUCAUUUGGUCACAAAUGGAAAGACGGGAGUUUGCGGACCGAUAUUCCCCUCAAAGCACUAAACCUACAUUUCAAUGUCAACUUUAGCAUCGUUUCUCAGGUUAAUCCUCACAUUAAUCUAUUUUUCUUCUCUUCACGGGGUUCGGUCGGUCAACCAGUCACUCAUAGACGUGGUAGAGGUUGGAGAGGUGGAUUCCUUGGAAGUGCCACUGAACAAUAUCUCAAACUCGAUCUCAAGAAAUGGCUGAAAGUAGUACGCCACCUUGAAUUACUACCACGCCCUUUGGGUCAAGAUUGGAGUGAAAUAUGGCUUCAGCAAUUCUCGGGAAAUAUUACAAUCUGGCCACGAUCCAUCAUCUCGGACUUUUGGCGUAUCCUUAGUGAUCCGAAUCCAAAGCAACUGGGCAGGAUGCUCCACGUUGGUCAGCAAAGUGUAUUCCCAAAACUAAUGUUUAUUGCCAAUCGACUAAAGGUCGAAAGAAAUAUUGAGUCUGGAAGAAGAGCAACUCGACAGAAUGUGAGAAGAGGUAGUAUCGAGAGUAUUUUGAGUGAAGAUGAUUUGAAAGAUUUACUUGUACGAAGUGGUACAGCCAGCGAGGCCGAAGGGGAGACGGCUACACAAUCAGACGAUGAACUAACGGAUAGUGUGGUGACAUCUGAAGAUGAAUUUGACGGACUCAAUUUGAAGAUGAGUGAGAAGGUACCGCUGAUUAAUGGGGAUAAGGAAGAGUAAUAUUGUGUUUUGGAAGCGAGUUUAUGAAGGACAUAGAUUGGUAUUCAGGGUUUAUAUUGAAGCGUCAGACAAAGGGCAUAGUUAGGAUACAAGGGUUAGAUACACAAAUCAUAUAAUAUCGAUUUCAAUUCCGGAAUAGUUUCUGGCAUA